Apodemus sylvaticus (European woodmouse) is the source of this 288-nucleotide messenger RNA. RefSeq names its product secretoglobin family 2A member 2-like. Bases 1 to 288 code for a protein of 95 amino acids. Gene Ontology annotation, biological process: androgen receptor signaling pathway. NCBI's taxonomy places the organism in Eukaryota, Metazoa, Chordata, Mammalia, Rodentia, Muridae. The transcript is spliced from 3 exons. The record is from RefSeq and is a predicted model, not a curated record.
AUGAAGCUGGUGGUUCUAUUCAUGUUGGUCACCAUCCCCAUUUGCUGCUACGCCAGUGGUUCUGGCUGCAGUAUUCUAGAUAAUGUUAUCAACGCUACAAUUGACUCAUCUGUGUCCGUGGAUGAUUACCUGAAAUUGGUUGAUCCAUAUGUACACACAAGUUUUGGUGAAAAUGCCAUGACUCAAUUAAAACAAUGUUUUCUAGACCAAGACCAGGAGACUCUGGACAAUGUUGAUGUGAUGAUGAAUGUAAUAUACAACAGCCAACAAUGUCCACAGUCAUCGUAA